AUGGCCAGAUAUGGUGGUGCCAUCAAUGACAGUGGAGACGGAAUCUCUUUCUUCCUCGCUCCAUUUGACUUUGUGCCCUCCGCCGCCGAUCCGGGCGAAUGGCUUGGCCUGUUCAAAUCUGAAACAGAUGGGAACUCAUCGAAUCAGAUUCUUGCUGUGGAGUUCGACACAUACAAGAAUGAUUUCGACCCCGAUGAUAACCAUGUGGGAAUCGAUGUCAACAGCGUAAAAUCCCAGGUAACCUUUUCAGUAAGUGGUCUUUACGGAGACGCUGUUCUCAACAAUGGAGAAAAAUGGGAAGCAUGGGUCGAAUACUAUGGCGCACUGGCACAGCUUCAAGUCUUUCUUUCAUACAACCCCGCCGGUGCUACUCCAUCUAAACCAGAAAAUCCGGUCUUGUGGUACGAUAUAGACCUGAGCCAGUUCCUUCCCCACAAUGUCAAGAUUGGUAUUUCGGCAUACACUGGGAUCGAAAUUGAGACUCACAUGGUGUACCUCUGGAGUUUCUCAUGUCAAGAUUCAUUGGGAGCCUUACCCACAACGCAAGCCCCCAUUAGAAAAAAGAAGCAUCAAAAUUUUAUUAUAAUCAUCAUUGUUCUUGUUCUUGCUAUUACUAUUACUAUUAUGCUAAUAAUAUGGCGGUCUAGAAGCACCAGAGACUUGGGCAACAGCGUGGAUAAGCUGGAGCGUGGCGUUGUGAAAGAGGAGAGCGAUGAGGAGCUGGACAAACAGAUUGCCAGGGCUGUUCAGACCCUGCACAAAUUUUCAUAUGCUGAGCUCAGCGCCGCUACUGACAACUUCAGUGAAAAUCAAAAGAUUGGAGAUGGCGGCUUUGGGAGCGUGUACCUAGGCAUUCUGGCUGGCACAAAUCAAGCUGUGGCUGUGAAAAGAAUGGAUCCAAAUUCAAAAGGAGGCCAGGGAGAGUACGUGUCAGAAGUGAUUAAAAAUUCUAAACUCACACACUGUAAUCUUGUUGAGGUUUUGGGAUGGUGCCACCAAAAUGGGAAUAUGCUUCUGGUCUACGAAUUACUGCCUAAUGGAAGUCUCGACAAAUAUAUAUUUGAGGAUCCCAAGGGACCUCUGGACUGGGAUAAAAGAUAUGCCAUAGCCUGUGACGUAGCCUCUGGUCUCGUUUAUCUUCAUCAUGAUCGCCGAGAGGCUGUUUUGCACAAAGAUAUCAAGGCAGCAAACGUUAUGUUGGAUUCAGAUUUCAGAGCCAAGCUGGGAGAUUUUGGUCUAGCGAGAGCGCUGGAAUCUGAGGAGGAAGAGCUUACCAAUACAAAAUAUGGUACAGUUGGGUAUAUGGCACCAGAGUUAGCCUUAACGGGAAUCGCCAGUCGAGAAUCAGAUGUGUUCAGCUUUGGAGCACUCACUCUUGAAAUUGCCUGUGGAAAGCGGCCAGUAGAUAAUAGCUUAGCUCAACAUCAUAACAGAUUGGUCGAAUGGGUUUGGCACUUGCAUGGACAGAACAGAGUACUAGAUGCAGCAGAUGAAAAGCUUGGGGGGGAAGAAAACUUCAAUGAUCAGCAAAUGAAGCGCCUGAUGUUGGUGGGCUUGUGGUUUUCUCAUCCUGAUCCGAAUGAGAGACCAAGUAUGAAACAAGUGCUGAACACUUUGGAAAGAGGAGAUGAAUUGCUGCUAUUCCUCGGGAUUAUCCACGGCCGGAACCACUGA
Molecule: messenger RNA, 1674 nt
Organism: Cryptomeria japonica (Japanese cedar)
Lineage: Eukaryota; Viridiplantae; Streptophyta; Pinopsida; Cupressales; Cupressaceae
Product: probable L-type lectin-domain containing receptor kinase S.7
Exons: 1
Coding region: 1-1674 (557 amino acids)
Biological process (GO): protein phosphorylation
Cellular component (GO): plasma membrane
Molecular function (GO): protein kinase activity; ATP binding; carbohydrate binding
Source: RefSeq, a predicted model, not a curated record